Molecule: messenger RNA, 311 nt
Organism: Cylicostephanus goldi
Lineage: Eukaryota; Metazoa; Nematoda; Chromadorea; Rhabditida; Strongylidae
Source: the annotation of a GenBank genome assembly
AUGGAUGGAAAUCAGGGUCGGCGGCUAGAGAAGGUUGGAUUCUACCAAGUAGGAAGGGCGAUCGGUCGCGGUAACUUUGCCACGGUGAGGUUAGCGAGGCACGAGAUAGCGAAGUCCAAGGUUGCCUUGAAAAUAGUGAAUAGAACUGCGCUUGAUGAGGAGAAUUUGAUACGGCUUGAACGAGAAAUGCGGAUACUGACACGCAUUAAUCAUCCCCAUAUUGUUAAGUUAUAUGAGAUAAUGCGCACUGAAUCGUCAAUCUAUAUAGUUACUGAGUAUUGUAGUGGAGGCGAACUCUUUGGUAAGUAAUG